AUGGCGGAUGUGAUGCGGUGUCUGGUGCUCUGCUGUGAUGGCGGAUCACAGCAAAGCCGGCAAGCUGGAGCUGUCUCACUCUGCCUGAAGAUUGCGAGGCGUUUAGUCGAGGCAGAGCUCCUGCGGGAGUCAGAACUUGUAGUCUUACUCAACCUUCUGCGAGAACAGGUUCAGCGGGAUCCCUCAGAGUUGGCAACGCAAAUACUUC
This is a messenger RNA of Amoebophrya sp. A25, 208 nucleotides long. Lineage: Eukaryota; Dinophyceae; Syndiniales; Amoebophryaceae. The record is from the annotation of a GenBank genome assembly.